Molecule: messenger RNA, 1181 nt
Organism: Paramuricea clavata
Lineage: Eukaryota; Metazoa; Cnidaria; Anthozoa; Malacalcyonacea; Plexauridae
Source: the annotation of a GenBank genome assembly
AUGGCUAGCAAAGACACGCCAAAAAAAUAUUACAAGAAAUCGGUAUCGACUGAUAUUUCACGAUGCAGGCUUUGUAACUCUGUUGUUGAUCGUACUCACAACAAAAAUAUAUUUCGAAGCUCGAAUCUGACCAUUUUGCGAAAUAUAGAGCAGAUAUACGGUUGUGCGUUGCCACAAGAAAAUCUCCUUCCGUAUCUGAUCUGUAGGCCGUGCGAGAGAAGGUUAAAUAAUGCCAUUCAGUUCAAGAAUACGAUUGUGGAGACUCGACGAUCGUUACAGAAUGAUUUGCGUACCAAGCGAUGUAAAGAACUUCCGCCUUCUGUAACAAAACAGUCGACCAAAAUACAUGCAGCUGGUGCUGGUCCGCGUAGACGUAGCAUAGACUUUGACUUGGUUGAGGUUUCUAUACCUGUAACUGAGGUAAAGUAACACUAUUUCUUACUUACAGUAUUUCAAUCAAAAAGCAAUAUUUUACUGGUAAUAUAAAGUCUGAGCGAUAUUUUGCGAUUAUGAUUAUUUUGCGUCGUGAAACUGAUUUAUUAUUCAUGCUAUUCAGUCUAUUCAUGAAUGUUCUUAUUCAUGAAUUACAGUAGACAAUGGUUCUACUGUAUUCAUGAAUUUAUCAUGUAUUUUUUCAAUUAUAUUUUAUUCUAUCGACGUGUAUAUGGCGAGGUGUACUAUUUGGGCUAUUUGUGAAAUAAGAAAGUAUUUUAUACAGUAUAAGGAAUUAAGUAAAUAAAUAUUUUAUUAUUGUCUCAUUUUUUUUCAUUAUCUAGGGUCAAGUGUUGGAUGAAGAAGAGCCAUCUAAACAUGAACAUGACGUUUUACAAAAGGCAAAUAAAGAGCUCCUCGAAGUCGCCAGAAGAAGCACACCAUCAGUCUUGAGAAAGAGAAAAUAUGAAGGGAUGUCUGCUGAAGGUUGGAUGACAGAGGUUUUGAAUGAACUUUCAACAAGAUGUCCUACCGUGAACAACAUACUUACAAGCCUACUGGAAAGCGAUUACCAUUCAGAGAGGAAAAAUCCUGCCAUCUGCUUAAUUUAUGGUAUCAUAGGGUUCCUACGAUGUCAUGAGUUGAGCCGAGUACAGCGAAUCAAUUCAGUCCUGCUUACGCAAGGGCAAGCAACUGUAAAUGUAAGUACCCAUAAUUUACCCAUUAAAUACCCUGGGGCUCUUUACAAG